AAAAUUAAGUUGUAAGGUUUUCGAAUUGAAAAAAAUUAAGGCGCUUAAGGUGAGGCGGAUGUCAAACACAAGCAUCGGUCCGACGACCGCGAUUCGGGGUUCAAGCGGCGGCGCAAACACGACGGCGGUGGCAGCUGAAGCUUCAGCAGGAGCGGCGAUGAGUAUGAGAGGACCAAGCCCGCCAACAACAGCGGCGGUGAUCUACCCAGUAGCCUCCUCCGGAAGAGGUUUCCUUCCGACGAUCCUUCCUUAUCAAUCUCAUUCGCAUCCCUCUGGCAACCCCAGGCCGCCUCCGCCUCCGCCUCCGCUUCCCCAUCCUACUAACUUCCAUCCUCCGCUUAAGGGCCUCCCCCCUUCUCUCCAUCCGAAGGUUGCUUCAUCGCCGUUUUCAGCUUCUGAAACUAAAGGACAUAAAGGUGCCAGGGAGAGAACCAAAGAUCUUGUCACUGUUAGGGACCGAAAGGUCAGAAUAACAGAUGGGACUUCCAUUUAUUCUCUUUGCCGUUCAUGUUUAAGAAAUGGGUUUCCAGACGAAACUCAGCCCCAAUACGGAGAUAUUUUCAAGUCUCUUCCUCAGCCUUUACCUUUACCUUUACCAGUCACGGAUGAUUUACCAAAGGACAUUGAAGAUAGAGAAGAACCAGUAGAGGAGGAUAAAAAGGAGGAUGAGCAAUCAGUUGAGAAUUUAUCGUCGCAAGAUCUGUUGAAAAGGCAUAUUAAUCGUGCGAAAAAAGUUAGAUCAAGGUUACAACAAGAACGAUUAAAUCAAAUUGUGAGGUACAAAACAAGGCUUGCACUCCUGCUACCUCCCCUUGUAGAACAGUUCCGAAGUGAUGGUGCUGUGGAUGUGGGAAACUGAUGCCGAAGAUUAGCAUCGGAAGAAACCGAUGACAUAUCGGGGCCUCUCGAAUUCCUGAUGUGUUGCACUUAUCACGUGUAGAUGCUGUUUUUAUAAUAGUGUAGGAAGGAACUACUAGAGUGUAGGUGAUGGAAUUGGAGGCAGUGAAGCAAGUGUUGUGUUUAGUGUAGUGAUUUGGAUGUAGAGCUUAUUUGUUACUGUGGUAUUAUCAGGAGAAGGAAAGAUAAAAGCCUUUUAAGUAUGGGUUAAUUACGUUAAG
This is a messenger RNA of Hibiscus syriacus, 1118 nucleotides long. RefSeq names its product protein enabled homolog. Bases 59 to 859 code for a protein of 266 amino acids. Lineage: Eukaryota; Viridiplantae; Streptophyta; Magnoliopsida; Malvales; Malvaceae. The transcript has 7 exons. The record is from RefSeq and is a predicted model, not a curated record. Gene Ontology annotation, cellular component: transcription repressor complex.